This is a messenger RNA of Oryza brachyantha (malo sina), 1063 nucleotides long. Its product is annotated as histidine-rich glycoprotein-like. The transcript has a single exon. The coding region runs from base 63 to 695 and encodes 210 amino acids. NCBI's taxonomy places the organism in Eukaryota, Viridiplantae, Streptophyta, Magnoliopsida, Poales, Poaceae. The record is from RefSeq and is a predicted model, not a curated record.
UACUACGUACAAGACCUCACUAGCUAAUUCCUCCAGCUAGCUAGCUCGCUCCUGCACGUGCAAUGGCCGCGCCGGCGUCAGUCACCAGGUGGCUUCCGCUGAUGGCCUUGGCCGUCCUCCUCGCCGCCGCGGCCGCCACGCGCACCUCGCCGCGCGGGAUGGCGACGUCGGCCUCCGGCUACCAUGGUGACGACGACGAGCACCACCACCACCACCGCGGCCUGCACGAGGACGGUGACAACCGGUCAGUCAUCGACCACCGCCACGGCCAUCGUCACGGUGGCCACGGCGUCUCGACGGUUACCGACCACGACCAUGGCCAUCACUAUGGCGGCCACGGCGGGGACGCUGCCGCCGCGUCGGUUAUCGACCACGACCACCGCAGUGGCCAUCAUCACGGUGGCCACGGCGGUGACGGCGUCUCGGCGGUUACCGACCACUUUCAUCGCCAUCACCAUGGCGGCCACGGCGGGGACUCCGCCUCGUCGGUUAUCGACCACGACCACGACAGUGGCCACCAUCACGGCGGCCACGGCGGACGCCGCGGGUUACUGGCACUCAACGACGAGGACAUGUGCUCCGGCGGCUGCUGCCCCGGCCAUCACCAUGACGACGCCGCCGACGGGCACCACCACGGCCAUAUGGGCCCGCACGGGGACUCGCAUGUGCCGGCACCCUUCAAGAUCGCAACCUAAACAUGUAUGAACGUACGUACGUACGAGCUAUCUAUACGUUGUAUUAUACUGUGUGUAUACGUACGUUGCCUUGUGAUGUGGAGCAGCUUUUAAUUUGUGUGCGUAAUACGUAUAUACGUAUGUGUGUGUAUCGGUAUCGAUCAGUGUUGCUUGAUAUCUCCUAUAGAAGUGAAGUGAGAUCCUCUGAUCUAGUGGUAUAGUCACUUAGAUGUGACCCCAUAGAUGAUGAGACUUGUACGUUAGUGAUCACGUCUCUUUGAUUUUAGAGGAUCUGCUUUUAUGUCCUAUAGCUUGUAUUGGUCUCUUUCCUCGAUCUUCUUCUCUUCCUAUGGCUGCGUGUGUGUACGUAGUGCAGGCAUAUGUGGCAU